Messenger RNA from Camellia sinensis, 1437 nucleotides. NCBI's taxonomy places the organism in Eukaryota, Viridiplantae, Streptophyta, Magnoliopsida, Ericales, Theaceae. The record is from RefSeq and is a predicted model, not a curated record.
AUGGCUGCAAGAUCAGAAAAACUAGUUAUGCUACUUAAAGAGAAUCCCAAUGAAGAUAUCUCUUAUUUACUCCGGGACAUCCCUGCUGAUCCAGAAACUUUAGAGCUUGUAAUGAGAUUCUGCCAUGGUCUUGAAGUGAACAUGUCAACUGAAAAUGUUGUUCCACUCUCAUGCCUUGCUUACUACCUUGGUAUGACUGAAAAGCACAGCACCAAUAAUCUAUUGAAGAAAACUUUAACCUACUUUGAACAAAGAAUCAUCUCUAGCUGGAAUGAAUCAAUCAAAGGCCUCAGAGCCUCAGGAAAUAUUCUUGAACAAGCAGUGAAUCUUGGUUUGGUUGAAGCUUGUAUUGAGUCCAUUGUAGCGAAGGCACUUGUUGAGCCCCGCCUUCUUGGAGAACCAAUAAAGAAUUCAAUCAACGAUGAUGAUAGUGAGAGCCAGGAAAAUGGGUAUAGGCCAAAUGCAAGAAGGCAGCUUUUUGUUCUUGAUUGGCAGUCACAGGAUUUGAUUUCACUGUCUCUCCAGCUUUAUGAGCCUAUCAUUCAGACAAUGAUUCAGCGUCAUGUCCCACAAGAGUACGUUUCAGCGUCUCUCUCUCAGUAUGCAAAGAAAUGGCUAGCUCUGAUUGUAGAGAAGGGUUUGAGGUUAGGGUUGGAAAACGAACUAGACCAAGCUACAGUCAAAGACCUUUUAAUACCUUCUCAAGGAUAUGCUAGAGAAGCGAAAUGUGAUGUGGAAUGUGUGAGGAGGAUUUUAAAGAACUUUUACUGCAAUUACACUCAUUCAGACAUUUCUGGAUUAAUUACAGUGGCACAACUCGUUGAAGAUUUAUUGGCAGAGGUUGCGAAUGAUGUAGAUUUGAAGACAAUCACAUUUAUAUCACUUGCUGAAAUGUCGAAUUCAGUAUCAGUGGGAAUUCAGCGCAGCUCUGAUGGGAUAUACAGAGCAAUUGACAUCUACUUGGAUAAGCAUAGACAUUUGACAGAGUCCGAGAGAGAAGAGGUGUGUCGGGUUUUGAAUUGCCAUAAAAUGUCUCAAGAAGCUUGUGAACACCCUGCACAAAAUGAACGGUUGCCAUUGAGAGUGGUGGUGCAGAUACUAUUUGCGGGGCAUUUACACUUGAGAGACACCAUCACAAAGAAGGUGCAGGGUUCGGAUGAGAGAUUGACAAAGCUGAAGACAGAGGACGAGGAAGAAGCAGAGAGGGUAAGCAGUAGUGAAGAAGGGGUGAAAAUAGAGAUGGAGAAAAUGGGGAGCAAAGUGAUGGAGUUGGAGAGAGAAUGCUGUAUAAUAAGGAAAGAGAUUCAGUGCAGUAGAGGCAAAAAGGAAAAAUUUAGCGUGUGGAGAGAAAUGAAGCGCAAGUUUGGGUGCACGAGUAGCAUGAAUGAUUUUAAUUCCCAUUUGAAGAAGAAGAAGAAGGUGCAUCCAAGACAGUGA